AUCACCUCACCUGAAAUAAGCCAGGUGUUUGGAGAGUUGAUAGGAAUAUGGUAUAUAAGUGAAUGGAUGGCCAUGGGCAGACCUAGCACCUUCCAGCUGGUGGAACUGGGCCCAGGGAAGGGCACCCUUACUGAGGAUAUACUGCGGGUCUUCAGCCAGCUCUCCUCUGUACUUAGUAAAUGUGAUGUCUCUGUUCACCUGGUAGAAGUGAGUCCCAAGCUCAGCGAAACCCAAGCACUGACGCUGAUGGGAGGGAAGGUGCAGCCAAACCCUGAGGACAAUUCUGCUUACAUGAAAGGUGUUAGCAAGACUGGAAUUCCCAUUUCUUGGUACAGAGACAUUCAAGAUGUGCCUCCAGGUUACAGCUUUUACUUAGCACAUGAGUUCUUUGAUGCCCUGCCAAUACAUAAGUUUCAGAGAACAGAGAAAGGCUGGCGUGAAGUGUUGGUUGAUAUAGAUCCAGAAGCUCCUGACCAGCUGCGGUUUGUCCUGUCACCAUCCAGUACUCCUGCAACAGAAAACUUCAUUCAGCCAGAAGAAACAAGAGACCAUGUGGAAGUGUGUCCUGAGGCUGGUGUCAUCGUGCAGAGACUUGCCUGUCGCAUAGAAGAGGAUGGUGGGGCUGCACUGGUGGCGGAUUAUGGUCAUGAUGGAACCAAAACUGACACUUUCCGGGGUUUCCGGAAUCACAAACCUCACGAUGUGCUGAGUGCUCCAGGGACAGCAGACCUGACAGCAGACGUGGAUUUCAGCUAUCUUCGGAAGAUGACACAGGGAAGAACAGCUACAUUAGGCCCCAUAAAACAGAGGGAGUUCUUAAAAAACAUGGGCAUCGACCUCCGAUUGCAGGUGCUCUUGCAGAAUUCUCGUGACACAGCAACUCGUGAGCAGUUACUUCACAGCUCUGAUAUGCUGAUGAAUCCUGAGAAGAUGGGGGACUGCUUUAACUUUUUUGCCCUGCUGCCUCACCACAGACUAGUACAUCCUGACAAGAAAGAUAAGCCAGGACCAAAGCCUCCCUUACCACCUGUUGCUGGAUUUAAUGAACUCUCAUUGAAGUAAUUUCAAACACUAUAGAAAAAGGAGUGCUGUUUCAGAGUAAAUCUAGUGCAGCACACUAAACCUUCUGACUGACAGCAGUAUGAGUAGAAAUAAAACACUGCACAUUCAGAAACCAGCACACACAGAGCAGAGAAUUAACAGUGUUUUGGGGGGUUUUAGGGUAGAGCUGAGUGAAUAUUUCCUAGUGGAAUCAAAAUUUGUCAGUAACAAACAGAUAUGCUCAGGAGACUUUAAAUGUACUCAGCUUUGGUACCUGAUUAAAACCAAGAUGCCUUGA
Acanthisitta chloris (rifleman) is the source of this 1339-nucleotide messenger RNA. RefSeq names its product NADH dehydrogenase (ubiquinone) complex I, assembly factor 7 (gene NDUFAF7). The annotation marks the transcript as partial. Gene Ontology annotation, molecular function: protein-arginine omega-N symmetric methyltransferase activity. Gene Ontology annotation, biological process: mitochondrial respiratory chain complex I assembly. The transcript has 9 exons. The record is from RefSeq and is a predicted model, not a curated record. Gene Ontology annotation, cellular component: mitochondrion. NCBI's taxonomy places the organism in Eukaryota, Metazoa, Chordata, Aves, Passeriformes, Acanthisittidae.